ACUUGGUUGGAUUCUUUUAUCAUUUUUCCAAGUGUUGGAGUAUGGAUUCCCCAAGUGGGAAGUGGGCCAAUAUGGGGCUUUGUCUGGUGGGUUUGGGGGCACUUCACGCCCUUUCAUGCCCCAUCGCAUGCUCUUUACUAGACCAAGUAUAAGCCAGGACCACACUCCUCAACCCUCUAUAUAAAGCCUUCCCAACUCUCAGACCCAAACUCACCAAGUUAUUUGCAAGCUCAGUACUCACAUCUUCACAUUCAUAAACAACAUUACCGGUACCAACCCUACUAUUCUUUCAAAGAGAAGAUAUAUAUAAAACCACCACAAGUUAUAUAUAUCAUAAUGAAGAUGACCAGUUCAGCCACCAUGGGAGGAUCCAAGAGAAGGUUAUCAAGCAGAGGUCUUGGAGGAGCCCUUAGGGAGCAAAGAGCAAGGCUUUACAUCAUUAGGAGGUGUGUUGUCAUGCUCCUUUGCUGGCAUGAUUGAAGCAAAGUCCUUCUUAGUCUGAAAAAAAAAUCUCAGGCAAAAAGCCAGGAGGAUUCUGGGUUUUCUUUCUUUUUUUCGUUUUUUUUUCCUUCUCUUCUUCCUUUUUUUUGGGGGGGUAAAGUGUAAAUAGAGAUGGCAAAUACUAUGGGAUGGGAGAGAAGUAAACGAAAUUUUUGUAUGGGAUCAACAACUAGAUGUACAUCGAAUAGCAUGGAUUAAUUAAAAUCUCCAUAUUUAUAAUA
Messenger RNA from Humulus lupulus (European hop), 722 nucleotides. Its product is annotated as small polypeptide DEVIL 4-like. The coding region runs from base 337 to 480 and encodes 47 amino acids. The transcript has a single exon. NCBI's taxonomy places the organism in Eukaryota, Viridiplantae, Streptophyta, Magnoliopsida, Rosales, Cannabaceae. Gene Ontology annotation, biological process: negative regulation of cell population proliferation. The record is from RefSeq and is a predicted model, not a curated record.